Penicillium malachiteum is the source of this 360-nucleotide messenger RNA. Its product is annotated as SNAP receptor SNC2. Gene Ontology annotation, biological process: vesicle-mediated transport; vesicle fusion. The record is from RefSeq and is a predicted model, not a curated record. Gene Ontology annotation, cellular component: SNARE complex; plasma membrane. Gene Ontology annotation, molecular function: SNAP receptor activity; syntaxin binding. The transcript has 3 exons. Lineage: Eukaryota; Fungi; Ascomycota; Eurotiomycetes; Eurotiales; Aspergillaceae. The coding region runs from base 1 to 360 and encodes 119 amino acids.
AUGUCCAGCAACGAACAGCCCUACGACCCUUAUAUCCCGGCCAACCAGACCGGAGCUACGGCCGGUGCCUCCCAGCAGAAUGGAAACCAGCGAACUGCCGCACUGCAAGCGCAAAUCGAUGACACCGUCGGUGUAAUGCGCGAGAACAUCAACAAGGUCUCCCAGCGUGGUGAGCGCCUGGACUCUCUGCAGGAUAAGACCGACAAUCUGGCAGUAUCGGCCCAAGGGUUCCGCCGAGGCGCCAAUCGUGUGCGCAAGCAGAUGUGGUGGAAGGACAUGAAGAUGCGUGUAUGCCUGGUUAUUUGCGUGAUCAUCCUUUUGGUGGUUAUCAUUGUGCCCUCUGUUGUAGCAACACGCUAA